This is a messenger RNA of Monoraphidium neglectum, 936 nucleotides long. RefSeq lists its product as hypothetical. NCBI's taxonomy places the organism in Eukaryota, Viridiplantae, Chlorophyta, Chlorophyceae, Sphaeropleales, Selenastraceae. Gene Ontology annotation, biological process: peroxisome organization. The record is from RefSeq and is a predicted model, not a curated record. Bases 1 to 936 code for a protein of 311 amino acids. The transcript has a single exon.
AUGAUCAACGAGAUCAGGCGCCUGCUGGAGCUAGCAUGGUCGCGCCUGGCCUCGCUGCUCCAGGGCGCGCCGCCAGGGUCGCUGCAGCUCACAGGCGUCCUCGGCCUUGCGGCCCUGCUCGCUGGCUGGUACCACCUGCGUGGCGGCGCUGCACCGCCCCGGCCGCCGGCGGGCAGUAGCAGCAGGGCCGCCGCAGGACGAGGCAGCACCAGCAGCAGCACUAACCAUGUCGCGCAGGAGGACCGUGCUGCCAGGCAACAGCAGCAGCAUCAGCAGCAAGCUGGGUCCGAUUUUGGAUGGCCGGCCCAGCAGCAGCAGCCGCAGCAGCAGCACGCCGCGCCCGCGCCCAAGCGCGCUCCCGGCGCCCAAGCCGCGCCCGCCGCGCGGGGCGGCGCCCACCCCGCCGCCGCCCGCUCGCCGCUCGCCGCGGCCGUCCGCGCGCACCUCGCCGGCGUCAAGCGCGUGACGCUCUCCGCGCCGGGCGUGCUGCUCGAGCAGUGGGAGGCGUCGGAGCUGUCAGAGGCAGCUUCCGCGCGUGCCGAGGCAGCUGCCGUGCUGCGCGAGAUCGCGCGCGCCGCGGACGUGUACCUCAUCGCGCACGUCCCCGACGACCUCGCCGCCGCGAUCCUCGCGGGCGCCCUCGAGGCGGCCGGCGUCGUCGGCCACGGCCCCGGCCAGGUGCCGCCCCAGCGGCUGCUGCUCUGCGGCACCGCGGACGGGAAGGUGUCGGUGGUGCGGCAGCUCGAGCCGGAGCUGCACAUCGACGCGAGCGCGCGCACCGUCGGGGACCUCUCGCGCUUCGUGCCGCAGCUGCUGCUCAUCGCGCGGCCGGGCGAGGGCGUGCCCGCGGUGGCGGCGGCGGCGAACGUCGAGGCGGCGGCGUCGCUGGCCGUGUUCUUCAAUCCGGGCGGGGCGGCCGGGCCCGCCAGCAGCUGA